UUAAAUUAGAAGGCUUUCUCUACCAAAACGGCUCUUUUAAGAGCCACCACAUUCAAACUAAAGAUAUUCCCUAUUUGUCUGAAAUGUAAACUUUAUUACAGUUUUCAACCACUUUUACCAUAUCGCCAAUCCCCCUGCAGGAGCCUAUUAGGGUGGACAAUACUAGUGGUGUGUCGGUAAUGAACAAACGGGUCAAAAGAACAAGUCAUGAAUGGACGGCCAACCAGUGUCGGUCAUCACAGUUUUUCAGUCAGCUAACCCCACCCGCCCACAGCGAGGUGCGACAAUAGUUUAAGACCGGCAAGCACGCAGAUAGCCCCGCUCUGCAAAAGGAAUGGUGAACGCAGAGUCUGCAGCCAAUCAAAAAAAAGCAUUUGCAGCUGAACGGUAUUUUAGGGGCGGUGACCUUGUUCAUUUCUGUUCACAAAAUAGAACGAGUUCUUUUGACCCGUUCGUUUAUGCUCUCGGCCGACGGUACGAUGAGACCUGUGCGCCGCAAAGCACACCUCGCUAAACACAAACAAACAACUGGCGGUACAAACUAAGAAAAAAUGCGCAUAAAAGCAAUAAAGGAGUAAACCCUCCUGUGUAAUAAGUUUUUGGGGGGUUCAAAAACCAGGGAGAACACCGUGUUUUACAAUUAAAGUGUAUAUAAGACUCUAUAUAACACCGAACUCAUCACAAUGCUAUAUUUUGACUGAUAAAAUGUUUAUUUGAUUAGUUAUGUUAAAAAAGUAAUUCUUGUAAUUGUGCACGAAGUGAAUACAAUUUGCAGUACAAGUGAUAACAUGUCAAUGCUUUGUGCUGAGUGAAGCUCCGCCUAGCGAGACUACUAUAGCGGUCCUCUACCACGUCCGCAUUUACUAAAUAAGAAUCCCGGCUGCAUAGCAUCUUGUAUCUCUUGACAAACACUUUCAAAAUGUCUGGAAGAGGAAAGGGAGGCAAAGGAUUGGGCAAAGGUGGCGCCAAGCGUCAUCGCAAAGUUCUCCGUGAUAACAUCCAGGGUAUCACCAAGCCAGCCAUCCGCCGUCUGGCACGUCGUGGCGGCGUCAAGCGUAUCUCUGGCUUGAUCUACGAAGAGACUCGCGGUGUGCUGAAGGUGUUCUUGGAGAACGUCAUCCGUGAUGCCGUCACAUACACCGAGCACGCCAAGAGAAAGACCGUCACCGCCAUGGAUGUGGUCUACGCCCUGAAGAGGCAGGGACGUACGCUGUACGGCUUUGGAGGCUAAGCGCUGUCUUUCACAAUAAGAAACCAAAACGGUCCUUUUAAGGGCCACUCAACACUUCUCCUUAAGGCUGUUCCUUCUAUUUAUAUUGUAGUUUUGACUUUACCUAUAUAUAUAUAUAUAUAUAUAUAUAGUCAAGCUAAUUUACAAUAGAAAAACAUUACGUUUAUAUUGAAAAUACACACACUAUUAAGAAAAUGGCUGUUUGUUUUUACAUGCCUGUGGACAUUCCAGGCAGGGGCUCGUAUCCCUGGGCAUUAUAGGCAGUUCUGUUCAGAUCUGUUUUGUUCCCCCAUUAACUUCUCAGAAAUAUAGGUCGCACUUUAAUGUACUUGUAUGAGAAUUGUAUCAUGUAGGAUGACAAUUAAGUCUAACUGUGCUUUAAAUCAAAGGGGAAAAAUCUAUUUUCAUAAGACGUUUGGCUGGGAGUCCGCCACUGCAUAUAACAAUAUAGAGUAUGAAUUAGACUCCAGUUGAGACAAUUCAUGUUUAAGCA
This is a messenger RNA of Doryrhamphus excisus (bluestripe pipefish), 1724 nucleotides long. Its product is annotated as histone H4. Gene Ontology annotation, cellular component: nucleosome. Gene Ontology annotation, molecular function: DNA binding; structural constituent of chromatin; protein heterodimerization activity. Lineage: Eukaryota; Metazoa; Chordata; Actinopteri; Syngnathiformes; Syngnathidae. The record is from RefSeq and is a predicted model, not a curated record.